Messenger RNA from Lampris incognitus (smalleye Pacific opah), 3197 nucleotides. It is a transcript of the gene lonp1, whose product is annotated as lon peptidase 1, mitochondrial. Gene Ontology annotation, biological process: protein quality control for misfolded or incompletely synthesized proteins; protein catabolic process; chaperone-mediated protein complex assembly. The transcript is spliced from 21 exons. Lineage: Eukaryota; Metazoa; Chordata; Actinopteri; Lampriformes; Lampridae. Gene Ontology annotation, cellular component: mitochondrial matrix. Gene Ontology annotation, molecular function: ATP binding; ATP hydrolysis activity; ATP-dependent peptidase activity. The record is from RefSeq and is a predicted model, not a curated record. Bases 451 to 3024 code for a protein of 857 amino acids.
ACCUACGUGAGGAUUCUUGUCGCUGCUGGUCAGAGACCCAGAACAUUUCCUCUUCUCCUGCCACAGAAGUGGUCCAGUACGAUCAGCAGCGGUACCACACGGUCGUUACUUACCAACACCUCCGCUGCGACCGGAAACGCAACCAGACGAUGUUACAGCGCUGUCUUAACGGUGAAACAAAAUGUACGCAAUGACCGAUUCGCUAAAAUUCCAACAUAUCAAGCAGACUGGAGGCUAACAGGAAGACCUGCCCGGUGGGCGCGGGCUGGAGGCGUCUUCGGCGGGGACAGGAAGAGUCUGACCUCGGCCUGCUGCCAUCACAUUCCCAACAGGAGCUUCAGCAACCGUGCGGGCGGAGCGGCGUUUGCUGGGGAGGACGGAGGAGACGGCGCCGGUUCCGGAGGAGAGGAGUCCGGCGGGGACGGGGGAGGACCUCACAACGGUCCGCAGAUGACGGCCCUCACGCCCAUGAUGGUGCCGGAGGUGUUCCCUCAUGUCCCGCUGAUCGCUGUCAGCAGGAACCCGGUGUUUCCCCGCUUCAUCAAAAUCAUAGAGGUGAAGAAUAAGGCCUUGAUGGAACUUUUAAGGAGGAAGGUUCGUCUGGCGCAGCCCUAUGGUGGAGUCUUCCUAAAAAGAGAUGACAAUAACGAGUCGGAUGUGGUGGAGUCUCUGGAUGCCAUCUAUCCUACAGGCACGUUUGUUCAGAUACACGAGAUGCAGGACCUGGGCGACAAGCUGAGAAUGAUUGUCAUGGGACAUCGCAGGAUCCGCAUCACAUGCCAGCUGGAGGUGGAAACUGAGGAGUCAAUGACAUCAUCCACGUUGUCAGAUUCCAAGGCAGAGAGUGAGUUGUAUAUCAAACCCCCAGCAAGGCGAAAAUCUAAACGCAGCCACAAGGACCCGGCUGCUCCGCUGGCAGAGCAGGUGGAGGACAAGAUCUUAGAAGCAGACCUAACGCCAGAGCUUCAAACUCUGUCCCCCUCAGAAAUUCUGAUGGUUGAGGUGGACAAUGUUCAACAUGAACAGUUUUCUGUCACAGAAGAAGUUAAGGCACUGACUGCAGAGAUAGUAAAGACCAUCCGUGACAUCAUCGCACUCAACCCUCUUUACAGGGAGUCAGUACUGCAGAUGAUGCAGGCAGGCCAGAGAGUGGUGGAUAACCCCAUCUAUUUGAGUGACAUGGGAGCGGCUCUGACAGGAGCAGAGUCCCACGAGUUACAGGACGUCCUGGAAGAGACAAAUAUCCCCAAGCGUUUGUACAAGGCGCUGUCUCUGUUGAAGAAGGAAUACGAGCUCAGUAAACUCCAGCAGCGCCUGGGACGAGAGGUGGAGGAGAAGAUCAAGCAGACCCACAGGAAGUACUUGUUACAGGAACAGCUCAAGAUCAUAAAGAAGGAGCUGGGUUUAGAGAAGGAGGACAAGGAAGCCAUUGAGGAGAAGUUCAGAGAGAGACUGAAAGAUAAAGCUGUUCCCCAUCACAUUCUGGACGUCAUCAAUGAAGAGCUGAACAAACUGGGGCUGCUGGAUAAUCAUUCUUCUGAGUUUAAUGUGACUCGUAACUAUCUGGACUGGUUGACCAGCAUGCCUUGGGGCACCAACAGUCAAGAGAACUUGACACUGGAAAGAGCAAAAGAAGUUCUGGAAGAAGACCACUACGGGAUGGAUGAUGUCAAGAAACGCAUCCUGGAGUUCAUUGCCGUCAGCCAGCUGCGGGGCUCUACCCAGGGGAAGAUCCUGUGUUUUUACGGCCCUCCUGGAGUAGGGAAGACCUCCAUAGCCCGCUCCAUCGCCAGAGCCCUCAACAGACAGUACUUCAGGUUCAGCGUAGGGGGCAUGACUGACGUGGCAGAGAUUAAAGGCCACAGGAGGACCUACGUAGGAGCAAUGCCCGGGAAGAUCAUCCAGUGUCUGAAGAAAACAAAGACGGAGAACCCACUUGUGCUUAUAGAUGAGGUGGAUAAGAUAGGCCGUGGUUACCAGGGGGACCCCUCCUCAGCACUGUUAGAACUUCUGGACCCUGAACAGAACGCCAACUUCCUUGACCACUACCUAGACGUACCCGUAGACCUAUCAAAGGUGCUGUUUAUCUGCACAGCCAACGUGGUUGACACCAUCCCAGAGCCUCUCCGGGACAGGAUGGAGAUGAUUAAUGUGUCUGGAUAUGUUGCCCAGGAAAAACUGGCCAUCGCUGAGCGUUACCUGGUACCUCAGCUGCGUUCUCUGUGUGGGCUGACUGGGGAGAAGACCUCCAUCUCUUCUGAAGCUCUCAAUUUGCUCAUCAGACAGUACUGCAGAGAGUCUGGAGUUAGGAACCUCCAGAAGCAAGUGGAAAAGGUUUUCCGUAAGGUAGCAUUCCAUAUUGUCAGUGGUGAAGACACUGCAGUAACCGUCACUCCUGAAAACUUGGAGAACUAUGUCGGUAAACCGUUGUUCUCAGUUGACCGCAUGUAUGAUGUCACACCGCCGGGAGUGGUUAUGGGAUUGGCGUGGACUGCCAUGGGUGGUUCUACUCUCUUCAUAGAGACAGUGUUGCGUCGUCCUGGUGGGACGUCAGGACAGAAUGAAGAGGGGUCACUAGAGGUCACAGGUCAGCUUGGUGAUGUCAUGAAAGAAAGCGCCAGAAUUGCAUCAACCUUCGCCAGAGCAUUUCUCAUGACCCUUGAACCCGAUAACAACUUCCUGGUCAACUCCCAUCUACACUUGCAUGUCCCUGAGGGGGCAACACCCAAAGAUGGACCAAGUGCUGGCUGCACCAUAGUUACAGCACUUCUGUCCCUAGCAACCAACCGGUCUGUGCGUCAGAAUGUAGCGAUGACAGGAGAGGUGUCACUGACGGGCAAGAUACUGCCAGUAGGGGGCAUCAAAGAGAAGACCAUCGCUGCUCGCCGUGCAGGAGUCACCUGCAUCAUCUUACCAGCUGAGAACAGGAAGGACUUCUCUGAACUGCAGGAUUAUAUCACAGAAGGACUAGAGGUCCAUUUUGUUGACCACUACAGUCAGAUAUACCCCAUCGUCUUCCCAUAAACUGCGUAUGUGACUGCUUUCUUUAACAGGGCCAAAGUGUGUGCUCCACAACAUGGCAGAGCAGGGAUGGAUUGUUUUUUAUUUGGUCUCCCUCCCAGAUCACAUCAUCAUGUUGCCAUCUUUGUUGUGUUGUCAUGGAUCUAAUUUCAAAUAAACUAUUUCUUGCAUUUGUA